Brassica napus (rape) is the source of this 2226-nucleotide messenger RNA. RefSeq lists its product as uncharacterized. The coding region runs from base 1 to 2226 and encodes 741 amino acids. The record is from RefSeq and is a predicted model, not a curated record. NCBI's taxonomy places the organism in Eukaryota, Viridiplantae, Streptophyta, Magnoliopsida, Brassicales, Brassicaceae. The transcript has 5 exons.
AUGAAAGACUUUCGCCCUAUAUCUUGCUGCAACGUCAUAUAUAAAGUCAUUUCAAAGAUUCUGGCUAACCGUUUGAAGCUCAUUCUUCCAAAGUUUAUAUCUCCUUAUCAAUCUGCCUUUGUGAAAGAUAGAUUGCUGAUGGAGAACGUCCUCUUGGCAUCAGAACUAGUCAAAAGAUAUCAUAAGAACUCAGUCUCAGCAAGAUUUGUGCUUAAGAUCGACAUCUCUAAAGCAUUUGACACCGUUCAAUGGCCUUUCUUGCUCUCUGCUCUUACGACUCUCGGGUUCCCGAGUGAAUAUAUUGUCUGGAUUGAGAAAUGUAUCUCACUUGCCUCUUUCUCAGUCCAAGUCAAUGGUGAACUAGCUGGGUACUUUAACAGUAAAAAAGGUCUUCGACAAGGAUGUGUUCUGUCUCCUUACCUAUUUAGGAAGUUUAGAUACCAUCCUUACUGCCAAGAUCUCAAGCUAACACACUUAAGGUUGCAUAUCAGUAUGGAAAAGUCUACUCUCUAUCUGGCCGGAUUAAAUGACACAGACAAGCAAGAAAUUCUCAGCCACUACACUUUCUCCAAUGGUGAUCUCCCGGUCUGGUACCUUGGAUUGCCUUUGCUGACAAAGCAAAUGACUGCUCAAGAUUAUGGCCCACUCAUUGAGAAGAUCAGAUCAAGGAUAAGCUCCUGGACAGUGAGGUUUCUCUCUUUUGCAGGGAGACUACAGUUGAUAGCUUCAGUGAUCCAUAGCUUAACUAAUUUUUGGAUAUCUGCGUUUAGAUUACCAAAGAAAUGUAUCCAGGAGAUAGACAGUCUGUGUGCUGCCUUCUUAUGGUCUGGUCCGGUCUUAAGUACAAAGAAAGCAAAGGUUUCAUGGACAGAUUGCUGCAAGCCUAAAGAUGAGGGAGGGUUAGGUUUGCGAUCUAUCAAAGAAGCGAAUGAUGUCUCGUGCUUGAAGCUGGUUUGGAGGAUCCUCUCGACUAAAUCAUCACUGUGGGUACGGUGGAUCAACAGAUACUUAAUACGGAAAAAUUUGUUUUGGUCAGUCAAAGACAGUAGCUCUUUGGGAUCAUGGAUCUGGAAGAAAAUCUUGAAAUACAGAGCCAUGGCGAUGCGGUUCAUGAGGGUGGAAGUCAAUAAUGGAGCAUCGACAUCCUUCUGGUUUGAUCAAUGGUCCCCUCGUGGCAGAUUGAUUGACACAACAAAUGGAAGAGGCAUGAUAAAUAUGGGCAUUAAGCUUAUUGAUACAGUGGAAAAGGCUAUCAACUCUCACCGCAGUAGGAGACAUCGAGAGGAACUUUUCAACACGAUAGAAGAGCAGAUAUUGACACUGCGUCUACUAGGUCUAAAUCACAAUGAGGAUGUCUGUCUGUGGAAAGCAGGAGAUAAUAUUUACAAAGCAGAUUUUAGUUCUAAAGCGACAUGGAACCUCAUCCGUGUUGAACAAGCUAAAGUCGACUGGUACGAAGGUAUUUGGUUCCCAUGCAACACACUUCGAUACUCCUUUAUGGCUUGGAUUGCGGUUCAAAAUAGACUCCCCAUGGGUGAUAGGAUCUUAACCUGGAGUAUGCCCGCGACAACAGCAUGUUCCCUCUGUUCAGAGCCGCUUGAAACUCGCAAUCACCUGUUUUACAAGUGCAAAUAUUCAGAAGAAGUUUGGAAAAAUCUUACUCUUACGCUACUGUCUGUGCACUAUACGAAUGAUUGGGAGGAUAUCAUCCGGUUUCUACCGGACCAGACAUGGAACUCGGCCCGCUUAUUUCUGCUCAGGUAUGUGUUCCAGGCGACACUUUCAACUAUUUGGAAAGAGAGGAAUGGGAGAAGGCAUGGAGAACUAUCCAACAACCCUGCAACUUUGAUCAAAAACGUGGACAAAGCGAAACCGCAUAUCCAGUUUGCGUACUAUGGGAAUUCACAAGCACAACAAAGCCAUGGAAACAUGGCGGCAUCUGUGAAGAUCGAGAAAUUGCCUGCAGAUCUAGGGUUUGGUUCGACUCUGAUCAAAGGGGUUGAGGCUCGAUUUUCAAACAGGAGUAAGUUUCUCGAGAGCCAUAAAAACUACACAAUCCAAGCUGCAAGUGUCCCUGGUCCGAUACCCACCGGAGGGAGGGAAGGGAGCUUUCGGGCUUUGUACCAUCCCUCAUGGAAGGUAGCAAAGUCAGAUGGGUUUAGAUCUCCUGUCAGAGGGGCCAAUUUCCACACUUUCACCGCAAACAAUGUUUUGCGGUUUGAAUAA